Messenger RNA from Physella acuta, 3523 nucleotides. RefSeq names its product transportin-3. NCBI's taxonomy places the organism in Eukaryota, Metazoa, Mollusca, Gastropoda, Physidae. Gene Ontology annotation, cellular component: cytoplasm. Gene Ontology annotation, molecular function: small GTPase binding. The record is from RefSeq and is a predicted model, not a curated record. Gene Ontology annotation, biological process: protein import into nucleus.
GCCGGUGUGGAAGUUGGCGAAAUAGCGAUUUGUUAUAAAAAUAAUAAUACAAUGGCUUUUCCUAUGGAUACAGCCCCCUCUUUGGAUACUGUUAACCAGGCAUUACAAGCUUUAUAUAAUAACCCAGAUGUUACUGGAAAGGAAAAAGCUUCUGUAUGGCUUGGCGAAUUACAGAAAUCGGUUUUUGCAUGGCAGAUAGCUGACCAGUUGUUGAGAAUGAAUCAGAGUUUAGAAUCCUGCUAUUUCGCAGCACAGACUAUGAGGACUAAAAUCCAGUAUGCUUUUCAUGAACUUCCUGCAGAUUCACACCAGUCUUUGAGAGACUCUUUACUUGAACAUGCUUCAAAAAUUGCACCAGGGACUCCGCCUGUUAUUGUAACACAGUUGUCGCUCGCAUUGGCUGAUUUAGCUCUUCAAAUGGCCACAUGGAAGUCAGCAGUUUUAGACUUUAUUGACAGAUUCAGUAAAGAUCAUAUGGGUUUUUUACUUGAAGUUCUCACAGUGCUACCAGAAGAGAUAAAUAGUCGUUCCCUGCGCCUUGGAGCCAAUCGGCGUAAAGAAAUAACAGAGGAAUUAGUUGCAGCCAGUGCAACAAUAAUUCAGUUGUUAACUCAUGUGAACCUAAGUGCUUCAGGAGAGGAGGAACGAGAUCAAAGAGCUCGCAGCAAGACAUUUAAAGUAAUGGGAAGUUGGUUUUCUGUUGGAGCUUUACCACAGUCUGUUCUCCUGUCCACACAGCUUAUGAAUUAUCCUUUUCAGUCUCUGGCCAAUGUUCACUGCCCAGCUUUUCUUCAUGAAGCUGCCACUGACUGUAUCUGUUCUGCACUUUAUUGUUCAGAAGAUUUGGAAAAUUACCUUGAGUUAGCUCAUCGAUUGUUUCAAGGUGUCAUGACACUAGUUCCAGCAUAUCACCAAGCAGAUAAGGAUGAGGAAUCAGACAAGUGCCUGAAUUAUUGUAGAGUUUUUACAGAGUUGAGUGAGUCACUGUUUCACAUGCUACUAUCUACACCAAAUGAGGGCUUAGGAACAUUUCAAUUGCUAGAUUUACUUUUAAUGUGUGUUGGUCACCAUCUUUAUGAGGUUGGAGAAAUAACGUUUAAUUUCUGGUAUCGAUUAUCAGAAGAGCUCUACCAACGAAACAACCAGGAGCUAACUGAUGCUUUUAAACCAUAUAUACAGAACCUAGUACUAGCCUUGUGUCAACAUUGUCAUAUGGAUGAAGACCAUGAUGGUGUACCAGAUGAAAGUGGAGACUUUGGAGAUUUUAGAGUCAGAGUUUCUGAACUUAUAAAAGAUGUAGUGUUUAUAGCUGGUUCUUCAUCGUGUUUUGUGCAAAUGUUUGAAAGUUUGAAAUCCCCCAAGUUUCCAUCCUGGUCUGUAGCAGAAGCAGCCCUGUUUGUUAUGACUGCAGUAGCCAAAAAUAUAUUACCUGAAGAGAAUGAUAUAGUCCCACAAGUAGUUCAAGCAAUAUUAGAUAUGCCCCCAACAACUCAUAUAGCAGUCAGGUACACAAGUAUACAGCUUCUAGGAGAGCUUUCAGAAUGGAUUGAAAGCCAUGCUCAGUUUCUAGAUUUGAUUCUUCAAUACCUUCUUGCUGGCCUGCAACAACCCGAGUUGGCUUCUAUAGCUGCCAAUGCUUUACAGAGUAUAAGUACACAAUGUCGAGACCACAUGACAAAUCAUUUUGAAGGACUGAUGCACAUUGUGAGAUCAAUGGAAACAUUCAAUCUGUCCCCUGAUGCAGCAAUAGGACUGCUCAAAGGUACUGCUACAAUAUUAGGGAGGUUGCCACCUAAUAACAUUACUGAAGCUUUAAGUCAGCUUUGUGCUUGUCAAAUAACUCCACUAGAUAGGAUGCUUUCUCAAGACCUGGGUCCAGUGAAACAGGGUUCCCAAAAUGAUCCCACUGUUUGGUUGGACAGGCUAGCUGCUAUAUUCAGACACACAAAUCCAUCAGUUUCAAAUGGUCAAACACAUCCAUGUCAAGCUGUUAUUUUGGAGGUCUGGCCGGUACUGUCUAGAGCCUGUGAAAAGUAUCAGUCUGAUGUGCGCAUCAUUGAGCGAUGCUGUCGAUGUAUCAGAUUUGCUAUCCGGUGUUUGGGUAAAAAUUCAGCGACCCUCUUGACCCCUUUAGUCACACAGAUGGUUGGCCUGUACCAAACCCAUCAACACUCGUGUUUCCUCUACCUGGGCAGUAUACUGGUGGAUGAGUAUGGGAAGGAAGCAGGUUGUGUUCCCGGCUUGUUAGAUAUGUUACAGGUAAAUGCUUUUUGUGGUCCCACAUUUAAGAUUCUUGAGGAACACAAUGGGUUAAGGAAUCACCCUGAUACAGUUGAUGACUUGUUUAGACUUUGUUUGAGGUUCAUCCAAAGAGCACCAGUUCCUUUCCUACAAAGUGCUAUGGCAAAGCCUAUCAUGUGCUGUGCUAUAGCUGCCUGCUCCUUGGAUCACAAAGAUGCUAAUGCUUCAGUGAUGAAGUUCCUCACUGAUAUGAUCAAGUGUUUUAGGGAAAAAGAAACAAGAGAUGACUUCCCAGCUCGCAGGACUUUGGUAAAGAAACUUCUAGAUGACCACGGACAACCUCUGGUCAUUGCGCUGGUCAAUGCUUGCCUGUUCUGUCUACCAACCUUUAUGUCAGCUGAUGUCAGUGAAGUGCUUUAUGAGCUGAUGAUUAUGGAUAGGCCAACAUUCUGUGUAUGGCUGGAGCACACACUGAAAGCCUUACCUACAGAGAGCAGUGGGGGUGCUGUCACAGCCACCAAGACACAGCUGGAGGACUUUCACAGAGCUUGUACCAGUGCUGAAGAUUUAAAGCAAAUGAGCAGUGCAGUGCGGGAUUUCUGCCGCCUAUACAGAUAGUGUUAGCUUUGUUUUUAGACUGUGAUAUCACUCAUUAGCUUAUUGAUCAUUUGUUGGUUUUUUUUUCACACUCUGGGCUGAAGAAAAAAUAUAUGUCACUUCAUAAUAAAGUCCAUGGCAUAACUGCUGCAUUAGUUGUCCACACACAUUACGGAGAGGAUGAUCUUGUUGUGACAGUUGUUGAUGCUGCUGUAUUUUUUAUCUUUGCUCUACCUCUGUUGCAUAGCUAUGGCAAACACAGGUGGCGCCCAUGAGUAGCCUGGUAGCUAUCUAUCAGGUGUCCAUCAAGUGGUGUGGGUUCCAAUCCCAGUUUGUCAGCCUUUGUAGUCUUUCCUAUGGUUGUCUAGAGAACAAACAUUUGACUUGCAGUAGUUGUAUCUUUUUUUAAGAGUUGUAUGGGGAACUUGGCAUCGAGAACUGGUUAAAGAAGUUGAUCCUAAGAAAAAUAAGUUGUGAAGAAGGCAGGUUGUUACAUAAAUGACCCAUUGUAAAUGGGGAUUUUUUUUUUAUUAGGUUGGUUCAUUCAGGGUUUUCCUAUACUAUUUUACUUGUACAUUUUUUUUGUAAAGUUUUCAACUAAUUGGAUGCUGAAUUGUGUACAUGUAUGUAUGAUGUAUUUUUGGUUACAUGUAAUUAAGGAUGUGAGACUCAUGUGUGUGCUGAA